Phaeoacremonium minimum UCRPA7 is the source of this 891-nucleotide messenger RNA. RefSeq lists its product as hypothetical. The record is from RefSeq and is a predicted model, not a curated record. The transcript has 3 exons. The coding region runs from base 1 to 891 and encodes 296 amino acids. NCBI's taxonomy places the organism in Eukaryota, Fungi, Ascomycota, Sordariomycetes, Togniniales, Togniniaceae.
AUGGUGCCUGUAGCCACAACAGCAAACGCUCUCCGCAGCCUUGACAUCCCGCGCUCGCCUACCGCGCUCGCCCUGCGCGCCGCGCGGCGGGCGCUGGUUGAGGCCGGUCCGGACAUCGCUAAGCACACUGCACAUGCCGCACUGAUGCGCCGGGGCCUCUCCGUCUCCUCUGACGCCCAGAAAGUCACCCUGGGCAUGAUUGCCGUCUAUAUCGUAGUCAUUGCAUUACUAUGGAACAUUCCUUACGUUCGCUAUAUCCUAUGGCCCUUCAAGAUGCUGGUUAUUGCAUUCCACGAGUUCGGCCAUGCCUUCGCCUGCAAGCUGACCGGCGGUAAAGUCGAGUCUAUCUCGCUCGACCCGCACGAGGGCGGCGUCACGCACAUGCGAGGCGGCAGGAGCGGCAUUACUCUGCCCGCAGGCUACUUGGGCUCGUCCUUGAUCGGCGCUCUACUCACCUUCUGUGGCUUCGAUAUUGUCGCAAGCAAGAUCGCCAGCAUUGUGGUCGGUGUCUGUUUUCUACUGACGUUGUGGUGGGGCCGCAAAGAUUGGCUCACGAUCCUGACCAUCGGCCUCGCUGUCGGCCUCAUCGUUGCCUUCUGGUUCAUCGACCAUGCUGAGCCGCUGAGAUUCGUGAUACUGUUUAUUGGCGUCAUGUCGUCGCUCUACAGUGUUUGGGAUAUCUGUGACGACCUGAUUCUGCGGAAAGUGAAUAGUUCCGAUGCCAGCGUAUUCGCCAAGAGAUACGGCGGCUCAUCCCAGUGCUGGGGAGUGUUGUGGUCCAUCAUCUCGCUAUUGUUCAUGGUCGCUGGCAUCGUUGCUGGCAUUGCCGCCUUUCCUGAAUCGUUUGCCGAGCAGGAGUCAGACUCGAAGAAGUUCAUACCGACCCGAUAG